GGAUAAAGAAUCACUAUGGAUAUGACAGCGAAUAAUAAUACCGUGAUAGACCGAGAUCACAGCAUACGAAAAUAUACAGGAAUAAAAAGGACAACAUAUUUUUUUGCUGUCCUUGUCUGAGUUUCGUUGGGCACAACCGAAGUUGUGACCAACAAAAGUUUGUGCCUUGCGAUUUUUCUUGAUUAUUGAGUUAUUUUGAGCCAAAAACAUUAUAGAAAGUGUGUCGAUAUAUGUGAUUUAUAUAAUAUUUAUCGAGAAACAUGGUGAUAUGUUAUAUCUUGGGCUGUAAAAGCCGUAGUGAGCGAAAAUGUGAAAACAUAACCUUUCAUACAUUUCCAAAAGAUUCUACGAUCCGGCAAAUAUGGAUACGUGCAACAAGACGAGAUAACUGGAUUCCAAGUAAAUAUGCAAGAAUAUGCUCCAAACACUUUGAACGAAAUUGUUUUAGGAAAACUUCUCGCAACGUUUAUUUGAAAGCGUACUCGGUUCCGACGCUACAUAUUACUGCUAAGAAGAGUCAUGAUGUUAUAGAAAUUCCAACCACAUCGUCUGCUGCGAUGGAAAUUGACAGAAAUCUUGUCGAUACCGUGACACCGAGAAAAAAGAAACUUAUAAGGAAAUUAGAGUGCCAAACAGUGUUAGCCGAAUCGCGAAAAAAGAAGCUGGCUAUACUGAGAUCAAAAAAUAGUCGCCUCUUGAAACAAAACGCCGAGCGCCGAAACGGUUGA
This is a messenger RNA of Achroia grisella, 728 nucleotides long. Its product is annotated as THAP domain-containing protein 2-like. The coding region runs from base 261 to 728 and encodes 155 amino acids. The record is from RefSeq and is a predicted model, not a curated record. Gene Ontology annotation, molecular function: sequence-specific DNA binding. The transcript is spliced from 4 exons. NCBI's taxonomy places the organism in Eukaryota, Metazoa, Arthropoda, Insecta, Lepidoptera, Pyralidae.